AUGAGUUCGAAACUGAGUCCAGCAUUUGCGUACACAGUUGUAUAUGUGAAAGACGUAGCAAAAUCAGUAUCUUUUUAUGCAAACGCUUUUGGUUAUAAUGUCCGCCGGUUGGAUGAAUCUCACAGAUGGGUAGAAUUGGAGAGUGGGCAGACUACGAUAGCGUUUACACCAAAGCAUCAGCACGAGACAGAUGAUUUAACGGGAGAAGUUCAGGACACAAAGGCACAGAAAAGGGAGGCUGUUGAGGUGUGUUUUGCUCAUGAAGAUGUGGAUGCUGCUUUUAAGAGAGCAGUAGAGAAUGGGGCAAUACCAGUUCAUGAGCCUGAAGAGAAAGUUUGGGGACAAAAAGUUGGAUAUGUUCGUGAUAUUGAUGGAAUUGUUGUUCGGAUAGGGAGUCAUGUUAGGAACAACCCAACACCACCAUCUUCUUGA
Molecule: messenger RNA, 432 nt
Organism: Papaver somniferum (opium poppy)
Lineage: Eukaryota; Viridiplantae; Streptophyta; Magnoliopsida; Ranunculales; Papaveraceae
Exons: 3
Coding region: 1-432 (143 amino acids)
Source: RefSeq, a predicted model, not a curated record